AUGUUUCAUGAACAAGAUGGCCCCGACGAAAAUACAUUUAUGCUUAUAUAUGUGACGCACCGCACUAUCCAGGACAACAACGCCAACGACGCCAGCAUGGACUUCUUCCCCCCCACCAACCAAAGACCACAACGGUCUACCACCACCGCUACCAUGCCCACUCGCACCCCGGCCCAAGCCCGCGUAACCGACUACGACCCAGCCUACCACACGUUCCGCUUCGAGAUGCUCGCGGUGCUCUCCCGCAUCCACAAAGCCUCAUCCAACCUCUGCGAGCUCUGCGAAAGCACCCUCAUGCAGCAGGUCCACCACACCUACACGGCCCUCCUCACCACCAUCAACCCGCCCCCACCUCCCCCAGACGCCCCCGGCUCCCGCGUCCGCCGCGCCCUCUUCAACCCCAACACCAGCUUCCCCGAACUGCGCACCACCGCCAACCCCCACCCCACCAUGAUCGAAGACGCGCUGGACACGCUCCUCUUCCAUGACCCCUCGGCGAGCGAAACCAUCCUCGACCGGCUCUUCGAGCCGCUCUACCAACCACACCACGACACGCCCAACCUCCUCCAAACCCAAAUCUGGUACUGCUUCGCGGGGGAGUACACGCUCGUCGACGCGGUGCAGGGGCGCAGCAUCGCCGACUUCGCGCGCAUGCACCUGCAGCUGCUGACGAACCUGACGGGCGGGCGGGCGCGGGACGGCGGGCGGGUGUACCUGUGCGCCGCGGCGACGGACCCGGCCAGCCGGUACAAGUGCUUUGGGGGACGCGUGCACGAGGGGUAUCCGUUUGCGGGGGACGUGGAGAGGCAGACGGCGUGCGCGAUGGAGGCGGUGGAGAGGAAGAUGGAUGGGGCGGUGUGGGCGCUGGUGCGCGAGGGGUUGUAUGAGAGGAGAUGGCCGGAGGGGUUGGACGACGAGAGGGAUUGGUUGGUGGUGCUGCGGGCGGUGGAGCAGGCGGAGUGGUUCAAGGAGAAGAUCCGGCGGUUGGGGGAGUUGAUGCGGUAUAGGGACGUGAAGCACAGGUAUGAGAAGGCGGCGGAGGAGUGGAGGGCUGGGCGUGAGGCGCGGCGCGCGGCGGUGCUGGCUGGGAGGGAGGGUGAGGUGGAUGGGAUUGUGGGGACGCUGAAUAUGCUGGAUGGGAUGAAAAAGCGGCUUUUGCAGCAGGAGUGGCACGUGGCGGAUCCUGUUCAUGAGUAUGGUGAUGAGUAG
Chaetomium globosum CBS 148.51 is the source of this 1209-nucleotide messenger RNA. RefSeq lists its product as uncharacterized. NCBI's taxonomy places the organism in Eukaryota, Fungi, Ascomycota, Sordariomycetes, Sordariales, Chaetomiaceae. Bases 1 to 1209 code for a protein of 402 amino acids. The record is from RefSeq and is a predicted model, not a curated record. The transcript has 2 exons.